AUGAAUUUUGACUUUUCAGAUCCUAAUUGGCUAGAGACUUACCAAAAGGAAGCUAUAUACCGUGCUCUACAAGAAUACAAACGUGAAGCAGAACGUGUACUUCAAUGGAACAAACAGCUUGAGAGCAAGCAAGAAAACUAUGAUAAGCAUUUAAGCCUUGUCAAUAGAUAUUGGGAGCAAUUAUUAAUUGAUUUGAAGAUGCUUAUUGAUAGAGUGGAUGAUAAUGGCAGUUUAUCUAACUUGGCUCCUCCGAUUGCGCAACUUCGUGAUUCGGAUUUUCUUAAAAGACUUAUUCAAAUUGAUAAUGAAGAUCAAUCUAUUGAACGAAUUGAGCGUGCAAUUGCUGAAAAAUGUACUUCUACAAAAGAAAUUGUAAAACAACUUUUGGAAAAAAUAAUUUUAUGGAUUGAAAAAAGAAGUAAUCUCAUUAAAGAUUUACAAGAUGAACCUGGUGAUCCUACGUCAAGAGAAAACAUAUUAGUCCGUUCACUACGAUCAGAAAAUCAGGAAUUAAACCAACUUUAUACACAUGUUAAUAAAGAAAUUGAUGUACUCCAAGAAAAAUUUCACUCUAUGACGUUUGAGGUAAUAAUAGCGCUUGGAGAAAAAAUAGAGAAAUUAGAGUCAACUGAGGAACAAUUAAAACAAGCUGAGAAACGUAUGGAUAGGUCAAAAAGUGUUACUCUUGGAUAUUGGUCAGGCGUUAAAACUCAAACUUCACAAGGAUCACAAUCUAACGAUAAUAAUAUAAAAGUUAUUCCAGAUUCUCGAGUGACAGAAUCAUCACUAUAUAAAAACCUACAACUUCAAUAUCUUCAUUGCAAAGAAAAUUUGGAUUAUUUGCGUACAUUUAUGGAACAAAAUAGUCGCGAAAUGGAGAAAAUGAUAGCCACUAGGAAUUCGGCAACAAAUCAGAUUCAAGAAGAAAAUAAGCUUGCUAAAAAGGAUGUAGAAGAACAGUUAAAUAAACUUCUCACAGAUUUGGACAGAAUUCGUGCACAAAGAGAUGAUGUAACAAUGGAGGUGGACAAGUUAAGAGCAAUGCUACCUACUGAUUUCCAUCAAAUAAAUGCUUUAAGGGUGAUUGCAAAUGAUCGCAAAACUAUAAUUAAACAAUUGAUGGAUGAAGUCAGAAGAUUACACAUGAAAUUAGCAGCACAAGAGGGUAACAAAAAAGCCGUAGAUUUUUAUUGUAAUCCUGUUCAACCUCCAGAAUUUUCUUACGAUGAAAUAGCAUCAGGUGCCAACACAUUUGAAUUAAUUCAACAAAAAUUAUCGUAUGAUUAUCAUUUACAAGAAAGAUUAAAACAAUCAGAAGAAAUUAGAGCUAAAUUGGAACAACAAUUAGAAGAUUAUAUGAACAAUGUGCCUCCAGAUAUGCAAGAAUAUCAGAGAAUGAAAAUUUCUGAACUUGGAUAUAAAAGAGAAGUUGAUGAGUUAAAAUCACGAUUAGCAGAGUAUGAUAAAAGGUACGGUAUAAGUGAUCCAAGCGAUGAUACAAUACAUGUUCUAGCAAAAAAAAUAGAUGAGUCAGCGAAAAAAAUUUCAAAGCUAGAAUCUGAAUGCGAUUAUCUUAAAAAAAAUGAGAAAGAAUUAUUGCAAGAACUUCAAGUUUUAGGUGAUCAUUGGACACGUCAAGAUGAAGAAAAUACACGAAAAGUAUUUGAAAUUAUUGCACAAGAUGAAAGGUUACAAAUUGCAAGGGAAUCUGAAUCAAAAGCCAGACAAAGAUUGAAUGCCAUUUGGAUGGAAAAUGUAUCAUUAAAAAAACAGAAAAAUCAUUUGUCCACAGUUAUUCAAAGUCAAACUGAUCAUAUUCGACAAAUGAAAUACUUGGAAGAUAAUCUUAAAUCACAAUUGGAAAACGCUAAUAAAGAAAUAGCAUGUUCUAAACAAGUGGUUGAUGUUCACAAACUCAAAUUAAUUGAAAUGACUCAACAACAAAAAGAAAUGAAAGAAAAAAUAGACAAAGCUUACAAUUCCUAUAUAGAUCUCCAAAAAAGAUAUGACGACUUAACAAAAUCAUAUGAGAGAGAAACAUUUAAAAUUAGGAGAUUAAAUGAAGAAUUAGAAAAUAGUAAAAAAAAGGUGGAGGAAUUAAAUAAUAAUCAAUCAAAUGUUACAGCCGAAAAAUUAUUAUAUAGUUAUGAGAAUGAGAAAGAAUUAUUGCAAGAACUUCAAGUUUUAGGUGAUCAUUGGACACGUCAAGAUGAAGAAAAUACACGAAAAGUAUUUGAAAUUAUUGCACAAGAUGAAAGGUUACAAAUUGCAAGGGAAUCUGAAUCAAAAGCCAGACAAAGAUUGAAUGCCAUUUGGAUGGAAAAUGUAUCAUUAAAAAAACAGAAAAAUCAUUUGUCCACAGUUAUUCAAAGUCAAACUGAUCAUAUUCGACAAAUGAAAUACUUGGAAGAUAAUCUUAAAUCACAAUUGGAAAACGCUAAUAAAGAAAUAGCAUGUUCUAAACAAGUGGUUGAUGUUCACAAACUCAAAUUAAUUGAAAUGACUCAACAACAAAAAGAAAUGAAAGAAAAAAUAGACAAAGCUUACAAUUCCUAUAUAGAUCUCCAAAAAAGAUAUGACGACUUAACAAAAUCAUAUGAGAGAGAAACAUUUAAAAUUAGGAGAUUAAAUGAAGAAUUAGAAAAUAUUAUGAGGUAA
This is a messenger RNA of Entrophospora sp. SA101, 2658 nucleotides long. The record is from the annotation of a GenBank genome assembly. NCBI's taxonomy places the organism in Eukaryota, Fungi, Glomeromycota, Glomeromycetes, Entrophosporales, Entrophosporaceae.